UACGUUCAACAUAGUCUUGCCAUUUCGGUUCCGGAUAGGGUUAGCGUGUUUCUCGCUAGGCGAUUUCCCUAUACCGGUUUGGCGUGUUCUUAAGAUGUCGCAGGAGCUCCUUAGCCUACUAGCCGCCGGACGCAGCGCCUUAUUAGAGCGUGUCCAGAUUUCGCAAAUGUCAGGUCGGUGCAGAGCGUUAUGGCGACUUUCUUCCGCGUUGACGUGCGGUUCAAUGUGGUGCAAUGUGGUGAGACGGCAUCGUUGCCAUCCCAACCCAACAUUUGCCACCUAUAAAACAGCUCCUCGAGACAUGACAAGCUUUAUUAGGAGCGAGCUAGCAAGCAACAGCCCGACUCCCAUCAGAGCUUCCGCCCUCGAAUCUCAACUUAGGGUGCUUAGGGUAAAUGAGAUCUUCCGCUCGCAUUUCCGACUCUCAUUUCGCGCUGCCAAGGCGACCGCAUUACCAUUCAGACGCGCGCACAGUAGACACUGGUUUUGAAGGGGGUCUUUCAAGGCGCAUGCUUUUCAAGUCCCCUCCCUCCUCUGGUGACGGUUCCGCGAGCCGUUUCGUACAUCUCCGAGACAGUUCCGCAGUUCAAGUUACUUCGCACGCAUUUUCGCCGAGAUCGUUAGGUUCUUCUCUCCCUGUGAGAGAGCGGGCGGAGCCUACGUGCCUGUUCCCUCACUGCAUCCGUGUGUAAUGAGUCGAUUUUUGAGUCGACACAAAAAUCCGUGUGUAAUUACACGCGGAGCCUACGUGCCAGUUCCCUCACUGCAUCAGCCGUUUGGUUACGCUGUCGAGGUGACUUUUGAGUCGACUCAAAAGUCACUGCAUCAGCCGUUUGGUUACGCUGUCCCGACCGUUAGCGUCGCUCCAAUCGAGGUUACGGACUUAGGUUGGUCGGGGGCUGGACGCAUUCUGUACUUAGGCUUAAAUGUCCACAGUGGAGCGUAACUACCCUCCCCCCCGUCAACCUUACGCGCUCAUUGCAUCAGCCAGAGUAACGCGGUUCCUUCACCGUUCCUCCGUCGCUCUUCCUCCGUCGCUCUUCCUCCGUCGCUCUUCCUCCGUCGCUGUUCCUCCGUCGCCGUCUUCCCGUCUUGUCCCGUGACGGAUGGGCUCUCUGACGGAAGGAUCUGACGGACGGAUCUGACGGAAAAUCUGACGGAAGAUCCUCGUGACUGAAGUCAAGUGGCGGAAGGAUCUGACGGAGGGAUCUGACGGGAGGAUCCGAUGGACGGCCCUGAUGGAAGGGCCCCGCGACGAUCGCAACGAAUCUCGCAAAAACGUGAGAGAGGGCUCAACACGGGCUCUGGGGAGAACCAUGCUGAGACUCUGGCGACGGGAAAAGCGGCGAA
Molecule: messenger RNA, 1350 nt
Organism: Closterium sp. NIES-67
Lineage: Eukaryota; Viridiplantae; Streptophyta; Zygnematophyceae; Desmidiales; Closteriaceae
Source: the annotation of a GenBank genome assembly